UACAGUGACCCAGACAUCCAAGCUCUAUUGGACAUGGCAUCUACAGUGGAUCCACGAUUUAAGAUGAGAUACACGGCUGAGGACAACAAAACAACAAUUCAAUCCAGACUCAAAGCUGAGAUGCAGACUUUGGCAAUGAUGGUGCCACCCCAAGAAACAGCACAAGAGAUCAGCGAGGAGGAUGCCGAAGCUGGAUGUGCCCCAAAGAAAAAGAUGACUUUAGGAAGCUACUUUAAAACUGCUGAACAAGCCUUGCCACCUAACAACCAGAAAUCCAGUGUAGCCUGUGAGCUGGAAUCUUACUUGCAGUCAAGCUACCUGGAUAGUGAGGGGGACCCAUUAAAAUGGUGGAAAGAACAUGAAAAGAUCUACCCAAGGCUUUCAAAAGUGGCAAAAAAAUACUUGUGCAUACCAGCCACAAGCUCUCCUUCAGAGAGGGCUUUUAGUUCCGGUGGAAAUGUAGUUACUUGCUUGCGGUCUUCCCUAAAGCCCGAUCAAGUUGACAGGCUUGUGUUCUUAGCCAAAAAUCUGUAACAUGUUGUAAAAAUUUUUUAUUCUUAUUUGAUUUUAUUACAAGUUGAUGUAAAAGAGGCAGUUUAAUUUUAUUUAUUUACCACAGCUAAGAAAAACUCUCCAUUCUAAACAUGUUUGGUUUGUUUGUUUUUCUUUAUUUGUGGCUGUAAAGUGCAAUAAGAAUACACAAGUGAAUAAAAGUUCAUUACCAAAGGAAUAAUCGUCAUUAUUAAUCGUGAUAAAA
Messenger RNA from Erpetoichthys calabaricus (reedfish), 757 nucleotides. Its product is annotated as E3 SUMO-protein ligase ZBED1-like. Lineage: Eukaryota; Metazoa; Chordata; Cladistia; Polypteriformes; Polypteridae. The coding region runs from base 34 to 534 and encodes 166 amino acids. The record is from RefSeq and is a predicted model, not a curated record. The transcript has 2 exons. Gene Ontology annotation, molecular function: protein dimerization activity.